CUCUGUGGUGUCGUCAUACAAAAACUUGUUCCAAAUUUGUUUUUUAAUAAUUUGACAAAUCAGUCACUCAGUUUGUUUUGCCAGAACGUCACUUAUCAAUUUUAUUGGAUAAAUUUUCAAUUGUGACUGGUUAGGUUUUUUAAUUGAAUUUAUUUAUUCUUGAAAUAUCAUGGCAGGAUCACCUUUGCGUCGUUUAAUGGCGGAAUACAAACAAUUGACCCUCAAUCCCCCUGAAGGGAUCAUAGCUGGACCAACAGGUCCUGAAGGAACAUGCUUUGAAGGUGGAGUUUUUCCUGCUAGACUAGUAUUUCCUCCAGAUUAUCCUUUAAGUCCACCAAAAAUGCAAUUUACAUGUGAAAUGUUUCAUCCCAACAUCUAUCCAGAUGGACGUGUCUGCAUUUCAAUUUUACAUGCUCCUGGAGAUGAUCCAAUGGGCUAUGAAUCAUCUGCUGAACGUUGGUCUCCAGUGCAAAGUGUUGAGAAAGUUUUACUCUCAGUCAUUUCAAUGUUAGCUGAGCCCAAUGAAGAAUCUGGAGCGAAUGUUGAUGCUGCUAAGAUGUGGCGUGAAGAUAGGAAUCAAUUUUAUGCGAUUGCUGAUAAACUAGUUUGCAAGUCUUUGAAUAUUCCAGUGUAAAUUGUUCAACUUAUACAACCUGCUUGUCAUUUAUAUCGUUAAAAUUUAAGAAAUCUUCAACUUUUUCGUCAAUAUUGGACUUUUCUUUGACUACACUCCACUAUUCUCUUAAGGCAACGUUUUUUACUCUUUCUUUCUCGACUAUCUCUUACUUUCCCUCUUACUUUUUUAGAAGAAAGGUUUCCUUAAGAGGGUAGUGGUGUGUACUCUCAGAGAAACACUCAUUGGAGCUACGAAAUAGUCUUCCAUCUUUUCUUUAGCAUUCGCCAUCACAGCAAUCUUGUCCUGUGGUUCAGAUUUGUCUUCUUGAAGAUACAUUUUCCACCUUCGUCAAGAUGAUACAAUGGUUUCCACAUCGUCACGUUCACUCCAUCCAAAAUUGAAGCAUAAUUUGAUGGACUUCUUCUACUCGCGAAUAAGGACAGUUAAAAUGUCUACCACAAUAAAAGUAAGGCAUUCGGAUGAGGAUUAUCAUGAGAUUACAAUUGAUUGGGCAAAUGAAAGUUUCGAUUACAGGAAACAAUUGUUCCAUCAGUUAUCAGCAUUCACAGGCAUACCAUUCAAAUAUCAAGCGUAUGUUGCAGUGGAAACUAAUGAAAGAACAUCUGUCGAUUUGCACAACAUUGAAUUCUAUGAUGAACUCUUCUUUAGAUGAUAAAGAGCUUGCAAUGGAGCAAAUUCAGGAUGGCGCUUGUUAUUUUUUAAAAACACAUUUAGGCCUCUUCUAUCCUAAUCUCGCCAGUAUUUUCUGCGUCUAUCAACUGAUUCAUCGUGAUCUGGUCAAUGAAAAUGACUGCAACUUCUAUUAUUGUCACUCUUUGGGUAGUCGUUUCUUCACGAAGAAAUUUUCAGAGAUGAUAAAAUCCGAACACUUGCAGACACUUCUGGAUCGAAGACGUGAGGGACAAACAUGGGAAAGUUUAACAAGAAUUAAAUUAAAUCUGAAUAUUGAGCACCUUACUGACCUAUCAUGCCAUCGAUAUUUCGAAUCUUUAGGACAAUUUGAAUUUCCGUUCUCUAAUGACUAUUUGCGUUAUCGAGGUUGAUUAAAAAGCUUUUGCAGUUCAUUAUCAAUCAAAUAAACUGACUAUCAACUUUUUGCAUUAAAAGAUGAAAAUUUCAAAAACAUUUAACUAAAUGGUGAAUUAAAGUGUGGAAUCAGAUAAAUAGAAGAGUAUAUUUGAUGAUUAUAUUAUAUUUUGUUUUCAAUAAAAUUACAUUUUGCUGAUGAA
This is a messenger RNA of Tetranychus urticae (two-spotted spider mite), 1866 nucleotides long. The record is from RefSeq and is a predicted model, not a curated record. Lineage: Eukaryota; Metazoa; Arthropoda; Arachnida; Trombidiformes; Tetranychidae.